This is a messenger RNA of Owenia fusiformis, 10791 nucleotides long. The record is from the annotation of a GenBank genome assembly. NCBI's taxonomy places the organism in Eukaryota, Metazoa, Annelida, Polychaeta, Sabellida, Oweniidae.
GCACUGGAAUGGGUGUUUCAGGCCUUACAGUAUUAAGCUAUCUAAAGUUCUUAUUUUACACAAGUAAUAACUAAAACAUUAUUGUUAUAUGAACAAAUAAGAAACAGCAUUAUUGCAUUAACCCAAUCAUCCUUUCCUAUAUAAAAUGUGGUGAUGAUGAUAUUAACCUAGAAUCUCACAUAUGUAUGUUAUAUUAUAAAUGACAUGCAGUUGAAUGCAUAUUCAGAAUGUGUGUAAUGUGAAAGUGUGUUAUGUAAUUGAUGGUAUAUAUAUAUGUUUUUAAGUGACAUGGGAGAGAGAUAUUAGAAUGUAUGGUUGUCUAUCAAGUGUUUGAUUGGCAUGGGAGAGAGAUAUUAGAAUGUAUGAUUGUCUAUCCAGUGUUUGAUUGGCUAAACUUACUGCUCAUUCUUUAAAACUUUGCUUGUUGUUGUGGCAACAUGCACGCUACAAUCAUUUGCUAAGGUAACUGGUUAUUUGGUUGUUAGGUGUUAUUGACCUAUUUUAUGGCCUCUAUGGUCAAUUAAAUAAUUUUUCUUUUCAGGACUAACAAUUUAUUUUAGGAAUUUAACAAUUUUCAGAGAACUAACUUUUAAUUUUUUCAGUUUAUUAAUCAUAAAUUUAUUUUCUUACAAAGCAAUUCCAAAUUAUUUAUUUUGUCCUAGAAUUAUGACAGAAAUAUCUAAAAAAAAAUUUGGAAUUGUUUGGUGAAAUUAGAAUUACUUGCCCUGGGAUAGUUUGGUUGUUGAGGCUGUUUCUACCAUUGGGGAUUGAAGGAUGAAUUAAGCUUUAGAAAGCUCCUACAGGUCACUCAGUGCCCUACACUCUUCACUCUGAAGGAGAUGACAAGUAUACCAUUGAGUACAUCCCCACAGAAGUUGGAGAAUACCACAUAAAGAUGGUUCGUGAAGGGCAAACUGUUGAUGGCAACCCAUAUGAAGUUGAUGUCUGGGAUGCAACCAAAGUUGACGUUAAGAAUAUCCCAAGCAAUGGAACUGUUGGGAAACCUGUACAGUUUGAUAUUGAUGUCUCAAAGGCAGGGAGUGGGAAUCUAGAGAUAGUGGUCAAUGAUGGACAGGUCCCCUGUAACGUACAGCGUACAGGAAGGCGUACAUUUGCAGCUACAUUCAUCCCUCAUGUCCCAGGGAAACAUAGCAUGUUAAUGACCUUCAACAAGGAAGCUGUACCAGGAAGUCCUUGGAAUUUUAUGAUAGCAGAUGCCCCUCCCCCUCUACAAGUUGAUGUGGUAGACCGCGGGACAGACUUGAUACCAGUAAACAGAGAGGCAUGGUUCAUGGUUAGCGUCAUUGGGGGACAGAAGACUAACAUACAUGCACGCAUAUUAUCACCCACCAAGAAAACACUAAAGACCACACUAACAGAGGAAGGUCCUGGAACAUAUAGAGUGGAAUACACUCCUAUUGAUGUUGGUGCUCACACAGUUGAAGUAGAGUAUCUAGGAAAACCUGUCUCUGGAUGCCCAUUCAGGGUACGCACCUAUGACCCUAGUGCCAUAAAGGUCAGCAAGAUCAACCCAGGACUUGUUGGUCGACCAAUCAUAUUUACAGUUGAUGUGAAAGCAGCUGGAGAGGGCCAGCUAGAGAUCAUGAUAAACAAUGGAACAGUGCCCAACAAUGUUGAACCACUGGGGAAUGGAGCCUACCAAGUCACAUUUGUGCCAACUGAGGCUAAAGUCUACUCUGUAGAUAUCAAAUUUAAUGACUAUUCUCUACCAAAUGCUCCAUAUUCUGUUAACAUCAGUGAUGCAAGUAAUGUUAAUGCAUCAGGAGAGGGUCUUGAGCUGGUUCCUGUCAACAGAGUCACAUCAUUCAAUGUCACAGGGGCAACCAUGUCAGAUGUUGAGGUCACUGUGACAUCUCCAAGUCACCGCACUAUAAACAGCCAGAUCCGACGUACAAAAGGAGCAUACCAAGUUGAGUACAAACCUCCAGAGGUGGGAACAUACAAUAUUGAAGUUGUCUAUGCAGGCAUGUCAAUCAACAACAGCCCAUUCACGUCAAAGGCAUAUGAUGCUGGAGCUGUUGUCAUCAGUGACAUACCCAUAGGCAUUGUUGGAAAGCUAGUCUACUUCACAGUUGAUGUCCAGCAAGCAGGAGAGGGCCAGGUUGAGAUAGCUGUUAACAACGGCACUGUUAAAAAUACAGUAGAAAGACAAUCUAAGGGUGUAUACAGGGUAGGAUUCCUUCCAACCACUGCUGAGCAACACUCAGUACUGGUGAAAUUCAAUGGAGAGAAUGUACCAGGGAGUCCAUGUAAAGUUCAAAUAAUAGAUGCCUCACAGAUCUAUGCCGAAGGGCGUGGUUUACAAGGGGUCCCCAUUAACAGUAUGACUGAGUUCAAUGUAUACACAUCAGGGCUGCCUCGUGCUGAAAUGUUGGCUACGAUCACAGCCCCAAGUGGUAGAGAGGUUCCCAACCAGAUGAACCCACAUGGAGCAAACCAAUACAAAGUGGAAUAUAAACCUACUGAAGUUGGUCCACAUAACAUAGAGGUGACUUAUGCUGACCUACAGAUCAGUGGCAGUCCUUUUACCAGCCGUGCUUAUGACCGCCGUGCCAUAACAGUAGACAGUCCAACAACAGGAAUUGUGGGAAAAGCUGUUAAGUUUGUUGUAAAUGUGACAACAGCGGGUGAGGGAAAGUUGGAGAUAAUGGUAAACAAUGGAGCUGUUCCUAACAGUGUUCGAAUGAUGAGUCGUGGCAUAUUUGAGAUGACGUUUGUACCAUCAGAAGCUAGGGACCACAGUGUUGGCAUUACAUUCAAUGAGGAACCUGUACCAGGGAGUUCAUUCACUGUUGCUGUUGUUGAUGCCAGUAGAGUAAAAGCAAGUGGGCAUGGCUUGGGCUUGAUACCUAUAGACAGACCAACCUGGUUUGAGAUCAACUCCCAUGGAAUAGGGCAGCAUGAAGCAACAGUCAAGAUAACAUCACCCAGCUACAAGGUAGUUCCAAACAGUGUUAUCAACAACAUGGAUGGUACCUACAAUGUGGAGUAUGUCCCUAAGGAGGUUGGAUUGCAUAACAUUGAGGUUCAGUACGCAGAGCUAGCAAUUCCCGGGAGUCCAUUUAGUAGCAAAGCUUAUGAUGCAAGUGCUGUCAAGGUCAGCAGCAUACCAGAUGGAAUUGUGGGUAAACCUGAUAUGUUCACAGUUGACAUCAGAGCAGCAGGAGAAGGAGACAUGGAGGUUUUGGUUGACAAUGGGCAAGUCCCAGUCAAUAUGAAGCAGCAGAGUAGGGGACUAUACCAGGUGUCAUUUGUACCCUUAGACACACACAGACACAAUGUUGACAUUACAUUUAAUAGGGACCAAGUUCCAGGUAGCCCAUGGUCAAUUAAGGUGGUUGAUGCCAGUAGAGUUACAGCACGUGGAUCUGGUCUUAAUUUGGUCCCUGUCAAUGCUAUGGCCUCCUUCGAGAUUGAUACCCACAAUAGUGGCAAUGAAGAGGUCAAGGUCAAGGUUAUGGGGCCAGGAUUAAAACCAGUUCCAGCUUCUGUAAUUUCUAACUCUGAUGGAACAUACCGAGUGGACUACACACCCAAGAUUGUUGGCCCCCAUGUCAUUGAGGUGACGUAUGCUGACCUGCCUAUCCCACAAUCCCCCUUCACUAGCAAGGCCUAUGACAUUUAUGCCAUAAUAGUUCGAGACAUCCCAAAUGGUAUUGUUGGAAAACCUAUUGCAUUCAUGGUUGAUGUGACAGCAGCAGGUGAGGGCCAGCUAGAGAUAAUGGUGAACCAGGGAAGUGUACCAAUAGAGGUCUCUAAGAGGAGCACAGGGGUAUUCCAAGUACAGUUUGUACCACAGGAGGCUAAAACACACUUUGUUGAUAUGAAGUUCAAUGGCAUAUUACUCCCAGCGAGCCCAUGGAAUGUAAAUGUCACAGAUGCCACCAAAGUUGUUGCAACAGGAAGUGGCCUGGAGAUCAUACCUAUUAAGAAAGUUGCAACAUUUGAUAUUGAUGCAAGGAAGGCUGGAAAAGCUGAACUACAAAUUAAAGUUAUGUCACCUGCACGUAAAGCUAUCCCUAUACAAGUCAUGGACAACCACAAUGGAACAUACAGAGUAGAGUAUAUCCCUUCAAUUGUAGGAGCAUAUGUUAUCAACAUCACUCAUGCAGAUCAAGUAAUAGCUGGUAGCCCAUUCCGUAGCAGUGCCUAUGACAUAAAUGCCAUCAUGGUUAGCAGGAUGCCGCGUGGAAUCAUUGGCAAACCUGUAGAGUUUACUGUUGAUGUGACAAAUGCGGGAGAGGGUCAAUUAGAAACACUCAUCAACCAAGGAACUGUGGAGCAUAACAUACGCCUCAAAAGCAAGGGAAUCUUCCUUAUCUCAUUCAUUCCAACAGUUGCCAGGCCACAUACAGUGGACAUUAAGUACAAUGAGGAACUUGUUCCAGGGAGCACACGGAUUGUUGAAGUUACAGAUGCAAGUGCAGUUACUGUCAAGGGGGCAGGUUUAGACCUAGUGCCAAUCAACAAACUGACAUGGUUUGAGGUGACUACAAAUAAUGCUGGCGCUGGUAUCGUUGCAGUGAAAAUAUCAUCUCCCACCAGACUUCCUGUCCAGAAUGAGAUAGUAGACAUCAAAGAUGGAACUUACAAAGUAGAGUAUAUUCCUAAUGAAGUUGGAACUUACAGUUAUGAGGUGACAUACGCAGAUCUUCUUGUACCAGGGAACCCAUUCACAUGUAAAGUUUACGACACAAGUGCUAUCAGAGUUAGCCCUAUACCAGAUGGUAUCCUUGCUAUGCCUGUAGCAUUUACAGUUGAUGUAUCUGAGGCUGGGGAAGGACAACUUGAGAUCAUGGUACAAAAUGGUGAUGUCCCAAAUGUCGUUAAACUUCAAAGUCGUGGUGUCUUUCUGGUGACAUUCAUUCCUGAGACCACAGAUAUACACAUCAUUGACAUCAUAUUCAACGGAGAGGUUGUACUUGGAUCCCCAUUCCAAUGCAGAGUAAUUGACACAAGUAAUGUGCUGGUAAAUACUGAGGAAGUUCGCAUUGCCCCUGUUAACAUGCUGUGUAGAUUUGAAAUUGACCCCAGAGGUACCCCAGCUGCAGAAGUCAUUGUUACAGUUACUGAUCCAACAGGUGACAAUCUGGAUACAGUUGUUGGAAUACGGGGUGACAUCUAUAUUGGAGAAUUCACACCAAAGGUUGUUGGUGGCCAUGUUGUUGCAGUGACAUAUGGAGGUGCAAAUGUGAUUGGUUCUCCUUUUACCUGCCAGGUGUUUGAUGUCACCAAGGUCAAGGUCAUAAAUGUUGAUUUCACUGGCUUCUUAAAAAAAGAUAUGCACUUUACAGUUGAUGCAUCAGAAGCAGGAUAUGGAGACAUUGAUGCAGAAGUGACAAGCCCUAUGGGUAAUCUUGUUCGUUCCUCUCGGGACAGUAUUGGAAACAACAAACAUUUAUUCAGCUACAACCCCAAUGAGCCAGGCGAUCACUCUAUUGAUGUCACUUUCAACUACUUGAAGGUCCCAGCAUGCCCCAUACCAACACGUGUAUUAGAUGGCUCAUUGGUGUUCGCCACAGGAGAGGGACUAGAACUCUUCCCAGUGGGCAAAGAUGUCAACUUCUUGGUUGAUGCUACUAGUUUUGGCCCAGCGCAGCUUGAUAUACGCAUCUCGGCGCCAUCUGGUAAAGAAGUCCCAAACCAGAUCAUCAACAAUGGAGACAAUACAUUUGAAGUUGAAUACCAAUGUAAUGAAGUAGGAGUCCAUAGAAUAGAUGCCCAAUAUGCUCGCAUGGCGAUACAGGCAAGUCCCUUCUCAGUGAGAGCCUAUGAUGCACGCAAAGUACGGGUGUUUGAUUUCACCACACCCAGCCUGCUAAUGGAACAGAGCACAUUCAUUGUUGAUGCCUCUGAGGCUGGAGAGGGCAAUCUGGAGAUCAAAGUCAGGUCAGGUGACCAGCUAGUGCCCCAUGAGGUAGAGAAGAUAAGUAAUGCACAGAGCCAGUACAAGGUCAGCUUUGUACCAAAGGAGGUGAAGACACACUAUGCUGAUGUCAGCUAUAACACUGACCUUGUUCCAGGAAGUGCUUUCCCUAUAGAGGUACAGGACCCCAUCAUCAUCAUGGCCUCAGGAGCAGGCCUUGGGCUAGUUGCUUGCAACAAGGUUGCCUCAUUUAUUGUAAGUGCUGUUGGAGCAAGAACUGGAGAUGUUGAUGUUGGAAUCACUUCCCCUAGUGGCAACCAGGUACAAGUACGUCUGAAGGACAAUGGAGAUGGGUCAUACACUAUAGAGUGGGUCCCUACAAUGGUUGGGGACCAUCGUAUAGUAGUAAUGUACAGAGGAAUGCAGAUAGACAGUGGUGUUUUCACUGCAAGAGCAUAUGACCCAAAUAAGGUGACAGUGUCAAAUCUUGGACAUGGAAAGAUUGGGAAACCUGCAUAUUUCAACAUUGAUGCAAGUAAGGCAGGGGCUGGUAACCUAGAGAUUAUUGUAUCAGUGAAUGGUGAGAAUGUCCCCAACUUUGUCCAAGCAGAGGGCAAUGCACGAUUCCAAGUGUCAUUCACUCCCCAGAUGGCAGAUACUCACAUGAUCAGUGUCAAGUUCAAUAAUGAACAAGUACAAGGAAGUCCAUUUGCUUGCAAUGUUGUUGAUGGACACAGGUGUAUAGCAAGUGGAGAUGGGAUACGUCUUACCUCUGUCAAUAAACUGGCAACAUUCACAGUUGACCCACAGGGUGCAGGCAAAGCUGACUUGGUUGCAGAGGUCACAUCCCCAAAUGGCUACAAAGUUCCAGUGCAAAUCUCUGGCAACAGUAGUUCCUCCUUCAGGGCAGAAUACACACCAACAGAGGUUGGGCAACAUAAAGUCUCUGUCAAGUAUGCUGAAGUUGACAUUAGUGGAAGCCCUUUCUACCCUUAUGUCUAUGACGUCAAUCAGGUCAACGUCAGCAAGAUGAGUCGUGGCUUUGCUGGUCAGCCAGUCACCAUUGAAGUUGAGACAAGCAAGGCAGGCGAGGGUACGCUACGUUCAGAGGUUCUGUGUAAGGGUACACUGGUGCACAGUUAUAUACAGAACACAGGGCCAGGGAAAUAUGAAGUGACCUUCACCCCAAAAGAGAAUGAGGCUCACAUAGUCAACUUGACAUUCAACGACCAACACAUAAAGGGCUCUCCAUUCAAAAUCGACAUAAUUGAUACCAGUAAAGUUGCUGUAUCAGGUGAUGGAAUUAGAAUGGCAUCAGUCAACAAAGAGAUCAGCUUUGAAAUUGACCCUCAUGGCACCCCUGAGGCUGAAAUAGAUGUGAAAGUAACAAGUCCCACUGGACGACUUGUUCCAUGUCGUGUUAAUCGUCGUGGCAACCUCUAUGUUGUCAGCUUCCUCCCUACAGAGGUUGGAGGUCAUGUGAUCAGUGUCACAUAUGCUACAGUUAACAUCCAUGGCAGUCCUUUCACAUGCCAGGUCUAUGACACAUCUAAGGUCAGCAUUGUUGAUGUAGACCAGCAGGGAGACAUAGGGCGUGAAAUGGGAUUCACAGUUGAUGCCUCUCAAUCAGGUCAAGGUGACAUUGACGUAGAAGUGAUCACUCCCACAGGUAACCUGUGCCGCACCCAGCGUACACAGCUUGGGAAUAACAGACACAGGUUCACAUAUACACCUAAGGAACCAGGCAACUACAAUAUAGAGGUGAUGUUCAAUUAUGAGAAACUAGCAGGAACUCCUCUCAGGGUGUAUGUAGCAGGGCAACUAGAGGAGACUUACAGUCAACAGAGGGUUGUCAGAGAAACAUACGUCACACAAGCUGUAAGUCAAGUUGACCCAGGCAGCAUCACAAUUGCCAAUAGGAGCUUACGUAAUGCCUCUGUGGAUCGUCUUUGCUGGUUUGUUAUUGAGAUGCAUGGCCUCCAAGCUGCCCCUGAAGACCUCCAGGUCAUUGUAAGAGCACCUAAUGGGGAAGUUGUUCCCGCGAAGAUAGUCCGCCAGCACGAUGGAGACUACAAGGUUGAAUACUCCUCCCAGUAUGUUGGACGUCACAUCGUUGAUAUCCUGUAUGGUGGCAAUAAUAUUAGUGGGAGUCCAUUCUAUGUGGACAUUUAUGACCCUAACCGAAUCACAGUAGAGGGCAUUGAGGAUUCAACUGUAGGAGAGGAGACAGGAUUUGACAUUCAUCAUAGUGACGCUGGGCACGCUGAUCUCAAGAUCAAGAUUGAAAGUCCCAGUGGUCGGGUCAUCCCUCAUCGCCUAGCAACCUUUGGUAGUAGCCAGAAAGUGACAUAUACCCCCAGCGAGGCAGGCCUCCAUCGCAUCUACAUCAACUAUGGAGGAAUAGACAUCCCAGGAUGCCCAUUGAACCAGAAUGUUACAGAUGCCAGUAUGAUCACAGCAUCAGGUGAUGGUCUCUACAGAGGAGAGGAGGACAAGCCUGCAACAUUCUUUGUCAACACACAUGGCUCUAGAGGUUCCCUUUCUGUAUCUGUUGAUGGACCCAACUCUAUAGCAAAGUGCAACAUUGGGCAGGAGCGUGACCGCUACGUGGUCACAUAUGUUCCAGUUGAGGUUGGGCUGUUUGAUGCAACAAUCAAGUGGAAUGACAGAGAAAUACCAGGAAGUCCAUUCCACCCAAAGGUAUUUGAUGCACGCAAGGUCCAUGUGACUGGAGGCUGGCAGAGUCUGCUUGAUGCCAACAACAGGAUAGCGCUGAAGGUUGGGGAAGAGAAACAUAUCAGCUUUGAUACCCAAGAGGCUGGACCAGGGAAGCUGACUGCUGAGGUAAAUGGACCAGAUGGAGGAGUUCCUUGCUCAGUCACUGACAGACCAGAUGGAAGAGUUUCUGUCAGCUUUAUUCCUAGAAUUCAGGGAGAGCAUUAUGUGAAGGUUAUGUGGGCAGACAUCCCACUUCCAAAAUCACCACUUCAGGGCUAUGCCCAACCUGCCAGCUCACCAGUGGACCACACCAAGGUUAUCCUGACAGGGAGGGGCCUGAAGGAGGCUAGUGUUUCAGAAGAGGCAGAGUUUAUCAUUGAUGGAUCCCAGGCUGGACCAGGCAAGCCCAUAGUUACACUUGAAGGAACAAGUAGCAACCCACCUGUGAAUGUGCAGUCACUGGGUGCAGGCAGGUACAGAUGUACUUACAGAGCAGACAACCCAGGUGCUUACCUCCUGAACAUCAAGUGGUCUGAGCACAGAGUACAUGGCUCCCCAUUCAAGGUGAGUGUGAAUUCACUGAGUGAUGCCACUAAGGUCCUUGCAUCAGGUGAUGGCUUGAAAAUGGGAAUUAUGGGGCAACAGAUCCGAUCACAGAUUGACACAAGACGUGCUGGACCUGGUCAACUGACUGCCCACUGUACCGGACCCACCAAGGUGGCCUACUGUGAACUGUAUGACCACAGGGAUGGUUUAUUCACCCUGAAUGUAAAGCCUCAGGAAGCUGGCAAACACACACUACAAGUCAAAUAUGAUGAUGUUCACAUUCCAGGGAGCCCUUAUACUCUGCGCAUCUCAGGAGCGCCUGAUGCCUCCAAGGUGAGGGUAACAGGACCUGGAAUCGAGCAUGGAAUUCUGGCCAAAUAUCAGAGCAGAUUUAUUGUAGAGACAAGAGGCGCUGGAGCAGGACAAUUGACUGUUAGAAUCAGGGGACCAAAAGGGGCCUUCCAUGUAGAGAUGCAGAGAGAGAGCCAGAAAGAUCGCACAAUCUUGUGUCAUUAUGACCCUGCUGAGAUUGGUGAUUAUGUGGUCAGUAUCAAGUGGUCGGGUGUGCAUGUUCCCGGAAGCCCAUUUAAUGUGAACAUCUUUGAUACAGAAGAAGAACUACAGAGAUUUUAUGAAGAAACUGGCGCUAGACGUUCAGCUGUACAACAUCGUGCAUGGAAUGCUGAGAUGUAACUGUAAUGGAACAUUUAAAGAAUCACAUUGACACUGAUUGGCUUGGUUUAUAGAGAAUGUUCUGCUCAAGCUAUACAGAUAGCCAGAUGACAAAAUGCCUGACACUAAAAUGGCCCAUAUUGAAAGGGUAACGAGUGAACUGAUAUUAUUUGCUACAGUAUUCUCUCUAAUGAAUGUUCAUCUCCCAAAUUUUUGCAAAGGAGAUAGUGACACUCAAGCUUAUCUAAAUCCUUUCUAUCAUUGAAUGGUGUUAAAAGUUGAUUACUGUUUUUACAUAAAAAUAGGCCAAAGAAGAAAAAUGGUGGAAGAUUCUUUUGAAUGAAAAUAUCCAACAAUGCAAGCGCAAGUGUCAAACGGUGACAAGAUUGUUGAAGCUAAAGAGGCAAAUCUACACAUGUGUCCAAUAGCUCAGUUGACUGAAUUUAAAUACUUCAUAUAAAUAGCUGAAGAAUUGAAAUUUUCUUUCUUGAUAUUUUAGCACUGAAGUUGCUAAGGUCCUUCAUGGAUAUAGUUUGCAUUUGUUUGGGUAUGUACAUCUAUAAGAGAGAAUAUUUUAAUUUGAAAAGAUAUUUAUCUUAUAGUUCAAGGAUAUUAUUAAAGUUAGAUCUGUUUUAUAUGUGCCUCAUGUUUGUUGGCCAAAAGGAGAAAUGUUCCUCCUUUUGGUCCUGACUUAAACAAGAACAAAAAUAAAUAUACAAAUGUAUCACUUUUACAAGUAUACAAUCAAGAAUAUAUAAUUAGCAAUAGAUAUAUCAAGCAAUAUGAUUUUUAUUAUCUUGUAUCAUUGUUAUUCUAGUACAAAUUCACAUGUACAAGUUUGUAUAGCAUUAUUACACAUAUUUUAUCUUAUAUGAUAUAAGGAUACAUGCCAUAUCUAUAUUUAGAGGUUAUGUCACUAUGACGUGAAAUAUGCCUGAGUUCUCCCAAUAUAGGCCGACCUUGGGAGG